This is a messenger RNA of Linum trigynum, 1817 nucleotides long. Lineage: Eukaryota; Viridiplantae; Streptophyta; Magnoliopsida; Malpighiales; Linaceae. The record is from the annotation of a GenBank genome assembly.
GUUAGCCACGUCAACACAUAACAGACUCAGUUAACGGAGUUGGACGGCAACUAACAACGAGUGAUUAAAUGUGUCCCGUUUUAGUCAUUAUAGUGACCAAAUUUGAUAUUAACCUUUUCUAGUGACUAAACAUGUCCUGAUUAGUAAUCUCAGUGACCAAAUGUGUCUUUAACUCGAGAAAAAUGGGAUGUCAAGAAUCUACCUAAAUAACGGUUUGACCCAACGGGUGAAAUUACAUGGUAUGCAUGUGAGCCGGUUCGGUUCGGAUCAACCCAGUCUAAAAAGCAAAAAUUCCUCCAGCCCAUGAAUGGCCGAGUCCAAUGAACUUCCACAGCCUGGGCCUUCGUUUUGUGAGAUAUUGGGCCGUCACGCUAUCCAGCAGACCAAUCCCGUGGGCUUUCAUCUCUAUCUCAGAAGUCACUAGUCAUAAACAUAAAGGAACCCUUCUCUUCUCUCCCAUUUCCCAAACCCUAGCAGAAACGUUUUGAGUCUCUCGUCUGCAGCGCCGUGCAGUCCUCUCUCGACUCUCGCCAUCUUUCUCAGCUCCUAUCAAUGUAAGUCUCUCGUCGUCCCCGGUCCGAUCGACAGUAUCGUUUUUCGUUAUAGGGUUUUCCUUUGUUGAGAGUCCUACUCCCUCGCCGUCCACUCACUCGCUGUUUCGUUCGUCAUUUGAUCGUUUUUUCUCUCUUUUUGAUCUGCUUGUAGCUAGAAACAAUGUCGUUCGGAGAGGUGGCAUGCAGUUACGCUGUGAUGAUUCUCCACGAUGAUGGCAUCCCCAUCACGGCGGAGAAAAUUAGCACAUUGGUUAAGGCAGCGAAUGUGAACGUUGAGUCUUACUGGCCAAGUCUGUUCGCCAAGUUGGCCGAGAAGAGGAACGUUGACGAUCUGAUAAUGAACGUUGGAGCUGGUGGCGGCGGUGCUGUUGCCGUUGCUGCUCCUGCUGGUGGAGCUGCUGCACCUGCUGCUGCUGCCCCUGCAGCUGAGGAGAAGAAGGAGGAGGCCAAAGAAGAGAGCGAUGACGACAUGGGUUUCUCCCUCUUUGAUUAGAAAGAAGAAAGCGCGAUUAUACAUCUGCUGCCAUGGUUGUGUACUUGUGUUUCUGUUAUCUCCCAAGUUUUGAUUUAAGUGUAGUUAUUAAUGUCCUUUUCGGAGGAGGGUUGAGGUAUUGUUCUUGUUGCCUCACAAGUUAUAUGUUCUGGAAUUGAGAUCCUUUGGAAAGUUACUUCUGCUUUUGGUGUUUUAGGGAUAAUACGAAAUGCCUGAGACUUGUUUCCCAUUUGUGUCCCUUUACUCAUGUGUAUGAUUUUGGCUUCUGCCCCCAUUGUCUUUGGGCUCGCCCAUGAAUGGUUUACUGGGCAAGAUUUCUGACCUAAAGGAGAAACACUGUUGGUGUCGAUAAAACAGAAUCGACCAGCCAAUGGUUGUUUUGUGUUAAAUCGUCUCGUCGGAGUUCUUCUGUCGCUCUUAACACUUCUUGAUAACUUGGGAGGUUAUCACUGUUCCAUAUUGUUGAGGAAAGGCUGUCUAGAGGAGGAAGGCUGUGACUGAAACGGCUGCUCAGCCGCACAGGGCUUACCCGGGCUUUGCUCAUGAACUGCCCAUUGCUUUGAUGAGUACUGUACGGUUAAUAUUGGGGUCGUGGAGAUUCGAAUACAUGACUUUUCGGUUUUAGGCUUUGAUACUAUGUCAAGAACCAGUUGAUCCCAAUAACUCGAAUUGUUGGGAGAAAGUUAUACUGGAUCAUAUACCACUCUCUUAAGUAAGUCCUAGUAAAAGAAGAUAGAAAAAAUAGGGGUUAAAAAAUAAGAUGAAAAAAA